ACCGAUAAAAGUGUACUAGGUGGGCAGCGGCGGGCGGUGUGUCCGCGUGUGGUGGUGGCCUCAGCGAUUUUGCUGCCCCCCAUCUCCUUUUUUUAGCACAUCGCUUGCGUUCUCUCUCUGGUUUCCUCCUCUGCUCUGCGCUCCGCUUCCCACCGCUCCUCCCCUGCCGUCUCUCCUACCACAAAGCCGUGGCCCGUGGGCGCUGUUCGCGGCGGCGACGGGUCUCUCAUCUCCUCUACCCUCUCUCGCGCGCAACGGCCUAAAAAAACCCUAGCGACUCGGUCGGCGCUCGACUUGGAUCGUGCCGGGGGGCUAGGGGCAGGGGCAGCUCUCUUCUCUCGUCGUCGUCCAGUGACAAUACUAUCGGCCGGUACUCCUGCUGGCCAGGCCUAGAUUGGAUAACAACGACAUUGUUGAUAACUUGAUACUGGAUUUUCUUCCUUCUCGAACCUGUAGAGGGCUCUGCUUUAUUUGAUUAGACCUUAUAUGGUUUGAGUGCCACAACUGAAACUUUGCACCUAAAACCCGAGGCCAAGUUCACUACUUUAUUAUAUCCUUCCAUACACAGAAAGUGGAGAGACAUGGAUCGUGAUGAUAUAGCUGGUUUCGUCAGUGGAGGUUGCUAUGAGUCCUGAAUUUCUAACCCAGUAUAUAUAACAGAGUUAUGAUAUCCAGAAGGCAGACAAUUGUUUCUUUUCGUUUUCUAGUUGGUUUGCAUUUGAUGUUUCAUAAUUGGAAUGGAUACAACUACUCAAGGCCUUGAGUUUGGUGGUGGUAUCAACUCUCCGAAGCCAUAUUGCUAUUGGAGCACAACUCAAGACACUACUGUGCACAAAGAUAGUACACCAGAGGCAUAUUCCACCUUUUCUAUUUCCAACUCAAAAGCGUCAAAAAGGAAGCAAGGUGCCAUGUCUGGAGCAAAAGGUGGAAACCCUUUACUCACUUUGGGUCUAGGCUGCUCACCAAGUUCAUCUUAUAACAGCAAGCUAAGUUCUGGCACUGCUUGCAUAACAUCAUCAUCUUUAUUAAAGGAGAUUGAUGAAGAGUCUUCAAUAGAUCUUGGCCUUAACCUUGGGUUGUAUAUUGGAAAUGAUAUUGGACACUGCCAACAGAAAUCCCAUGCUGGUUUUGAAAAUGUGCUCUCGACAAACUCUCCUAAACUGGAUCUUCAGUUGAGUUUGUCUACCAGUUCGCCUGAAUCAGUUGUCAUUGAUGCAAAUAGGUCACCAGAUGGCUUGGCGAUGCCGAUGGCCAAUUCACCACUCGCCAUUGUAGAAGAAGGAUCAGUACCACAUAGUUGGGUUUUCGAGCAUUCAAUUGUUUCAUCAUCACAUGCUUCUAAGGCAACGCAUGGCUUUCCAUUAUCAAAGAAAACCAAUGGAGGCAAUGCCUCUGUGCCUUCUCAUGUCAUGUCAUCAACUAUGUUUACAAGUGUGAAAGGUCCAGUUGCCUCUGCUUCUGAGACAACUAACUCCCAACAACGCAACAGUAACGCUAAAAGCUGUCAGUUUCCAGGAUGUGUGAAAGGAGCAAGAGGGGCAUCAGGGCGUUGCAUAGCACAUGGCGGCGGUAGGCGUUGCCAGAAACCUGGUUGUGAGAAGGGCGCUGAAGGGAGGACAAUCUAUUGCAAGGCCCAUGGUGGAGGCAGGAGAUGUCAAUUUCUCGGGUGUACAAAGAGUGCUGAAGGGCGCACAGACCACUGCAUAGCUCAUGGUGGUGGCCGCCGCUGCAGCCAUGAAGGUUGCUCCCGAGCUGCUCGUGGAAAAUCUGGCCUGUGUAUCAAGCAUGGUGGUGGCAAAAGGUGUCAGAAGGAGAACUGUACCAAAAGUGCAGAAGGCCAUUCUGGACUCUGCAUUGCCCAUGGUGGUGGAAGGCGGUGCCAGUUUCCAGACUGCACAAAGGGUGCUCAGGGAAGCACAAAGUUCUGCAAGGCACAUGGUGGAGGAAAGCGCUGCACAUUCGUCGGAUGCACCAGAGGGGCUGAAGGCAGCACUUCAUUUUGUAAGGGCCAUGGUGGAGGCAAGCGCUGUGCCUUUCAGGGCGGUGGCGUGUGCCCAAAGAGCGUGCAUGGUGGCACUCAGUAUUGUGUUGCACAUGGUGGUGGGAAAAGGUGUGCUAGCUUUGGUUGCACUAAGAGUGCUAGAGGGCGCACAGAGUAUUGUGUGCGCCAUGGAGGUGGCAAGAGGUGCAAGUUCGAGAGCUGCACCAAGAGUGCGCAGGGGAGCACUGAUUUCUGUAAGGCUCAUGGGGGAGGUACACGAUGCCUGUGGGGCCAGGCGGACACAAGCUUUGGUGCUGGUGCACAGCAAUGCGAUAAAUUUGUUCGGAGCAAGACCGGUCUCUGCUCAGCUCAUAGUGCUUUGAUCCAGGACCACUGUGUUCAUGGCGGUGGUACAUUAGGUUCCGCUAUCUACCAGUCUGUGCAUGUCAAACCGACUGAGAUGAUCAAUGGUGAUAAAACUUUACUGGAUCCGGCUAUCCCUGUUACAAACAGUGGUGUUCAUCCUCCUGUCCUAGCUCAGUCUAUGAUCGAUCCGCUGCCAGAGGGCAGAGUUCAUGGUGGUGGCCUGUUGGCUUUACUUUCGCGGGGCGGAAGCAGAACAAGCGCUGGUGGCUCAGAAUUGUGCUUCGGGCAAGAUCGUGUGGAUCUGAGGCUAUCAGGAUCUCCAUGAAACUGAUGACUGCCUGCAGUUUUGAUCCAAAUUGUGUUGCUCAUGCUCGGGUUCCAUAGGAUCUACCCGGACGUGUACUGUGAAUCUACCCAGACGUGUACUAUGAAAAUAAGAGGGUAGCUCCUAGAGCAGAUGUGUUGUUUUAUUUUAGUUAAUUGUUUCAGUGCAUGUAAUCACUUACUUUAAUGCUCAUGUUUGGACUUGAUUAACUCUCAGCAACUUAAGGUUGAAAUAUAAUGUGCAUUUUGCUGCUUA
Messenger RNA from Zea mays, 2927 nucleotides. RefSeq lists its product as uncharacterized. The record is from RefSeq and is a predicted model, not a curated record. The transcript has 4 exons. The coding region runs from base 738 to 2672 and encodes 644 amino acids. NCBI's taxonomy places the organism in Eukaryota, Viridiplantae, Streptophyta, Magnoliopsida, Poales, Poaceae.